Messenger RNA from Arabidopsis thaliana (thale cress), 1099 nucleotides. RefSeq lists its product as uncharacterized. The coding region runs from base 398 to 895 and encodes 165 amino acids. The transcript has a single exon. The record is from RefSeq and is marked reviewed. NCBI's taxonomy places the organism in Eukaryota, Viridiplantae, Streptophyta, Magnoliopsida, Brassicales, Brassicaceae.
CUCGGUUCCAUUUUUAACCUCUCUGAUUCAGUUAUUCUCUCUGACCAAACGUUUCCAAAAUUUUCUCUCAUUUUCUCGGGAAAAUUACAACCAAUCCUAGAAAAUUUACACAGCUAUUUUUUAACUCAUCCAAUUCAUCCCCUCCUCCCCUAUUUCUACUUUACCAUCCACCAGUUCUUCUCAAUCUUUCUCUUCCUGGGAUCAUCAUCGUUAUGAUUUGAUUAGCAACAUAACCUAGAAUCAAAAUGAUGAAUGACCUUAUCAACAACGAUGGGUCAAUUUUCACUAGAUUCUAUUUCCUCGGAGAUAUCUGAGAGAAAAAGGUUAUUUCACUAAUCGUUAAUCCCAGAGGUGUUUUUUUUUUGCCAAGGUCACGUGAUAUUUUUUUUUAAUUUCAAUGACUCGUCACGUGAUUUUAAAAUCCCCGUUGUUAGUUUCAUCGGAAGAAUCAACGAUGAGAAACUCUCCUCCUUCGACGACGUCGUUAAGCAAAGAGAGACGAAAAGUUGGAGAGGUAGCGGGAGGAGCGGCGGCGGAGUGUGCGGCUGUGUGGUGUUGUUGUCCAUGCGCGGUGGUGAAUCUAAUGGUUUUAGCCGUGUAUAAAGUUCCGGCCGCGGUUUGUAAAAAAGCUUGGAGGCGAAGCAAACGACGACGUUUUACGAGGAAACGACAUGGUUUGCUUGCGUCAGCGACGGCGGAAGGAAGCGAAAGUACCGUACACGCUAGAUUGAAUGAAGAAGAUCUAACGGCUGAGAUUGUUUUUGAGGAAUGUCAUGUGAGUGGUGGUGAGUUAAACGACGUCGUCAGGCUUGAAAAUGAAAUGUUGGAUCGUUUCUAUGGGGCUGGCUUUUGGAGAAGCCCUUCACAGAAGGACACGUCAUCAGGAAGCCUAUGAAUUCUUCUUCUUAUGAGUAUUUUGGGUUUUUUGAAAGAAUUAAUAGUAAUUUAUUUGUUUUUUAUUUUAUUUUUUUGUAUGUAAGUUCAAUUGUUUUAUGUGGGGUAUGUGAAUAGAAGAACAUUGUAGUAUACUUUAUACAUUUUUAUUUGUUUUCUGUUCGUUUAAAAUGUAACUAUGUCUCUUUGUGUCAGAAUUUGAACC